CCACCUCAACCGCACCACAGCUCAGCUCCCACCCACUCCCAAACCCUCUCGCCGGAGCCCCAGCAACCCGCCAGCAAGCAAGAUGGACGGCAGCAAGGCGAAGAAGGUGGCGGCGAAGAAGUUCGGCGGGCCGAGGAAGAAGUCGGUGACCAAGUCCAUCAAGGCCGGGCUCCAGUUCCCCGUCGGCCGCAUCGGGCGCUACCUCAAGAAGGGCCGCUACGCCCAGCGCGUUGGCUCCGGCGCCCCCGUCUACCUCGCCGCCGUCCUCGAGUACCUCGCAGCAGAGGUGCUGGAGCUGGCCGGGAACGCCGCCAAGGACAACAAGAAGAGCCGCAUCGUGCCCAGGCACCUGCUGCUGGCCAUCCGCAACGACCAGGAGCUCGGGAGGCUGCUGUCCGGCGUCACCAUCGCCCACGGCGGCGUCAUCCCCAACAUCAACCCGGUGCUGCUCCCCAAGAAGGCCGCCGAGAAGGCUGAGAAGGCCGAGAAGACCGCCACCAAGUCGCCCAAGAAGGCCACCAAGUCCCCCAAGAAGGCCACCAAGGCGUAGAUCUGGCUCCGAGCGCCCGUGCCGGUGAACUGGACUGAUGGUGCUCCGUCAGCCCUCGUGUGCCUAGUGUCUCUGUGUUAAGUUAGCUGUGGUGUGUUCCAGAGUGUGUUGAAGCUUGUUCUUUUGCUUUGCCCCGCCAUGUAACCGUGAACGAAGAGGAAGCGUCUUGUUUCCUCUGUUCUGCUAUAUCAAUCUGGUUUCUAAUGCAGUGUUUGUUAAAACGCCA
Triticum dicoccoides is the source of this 776-nucleotide messenger RNA. RefSeq names its product histone H2A.2.1-like. The coding region runs from base 83 to 550 and encodes 155 amino acids. NCBI's taxonomy places the organism in Eukaryota, Viridiplantae, Streptophyta, Magnoliopsida, Poales, Poaceae. Gene Ontology annotation, molecular function: protein heterodimerization activity; DNA binding; structural constituent of chromatin. The transcript has 2 exons. The record is from RefSeq and is a predicted model, not a curated record. Gene Ontology annotation, cellular component: nucleosome.